AUGCCCAUCAACGUCCGGGCCCUUGGCCUGCCGUCGAAACGCCUCGUGGCUUCCUACGUCCUCGACUGGAUCGUCAUCAUCGGCAUCGCAGCUGUCGGUGCUGGCUGGAACGACAUCACGCCUUACCACCGUCCUUUUUCCCUGCUCGAUCUCUCCAUUUCCUUUCCGCACACUGACCCGGAAACCAUCCCGACGUGGCUGCUGGUCGUCGUUGCCCUGGUUAUUCCUGCAGCAGCCAUCUUUGUCGUCGCCUUGGUUCUCGUACCGGGACCAACCGCGAACCCCUCGACUCCGAAGACGCUGAUAUGGCGCCGCAAGUUCUGGGAGUGGAACACCGGCUGGAUGGGGCUUGGACUCAGCCUCGCAACCGCCUUCAUGCUUACCCAGGGCUCGAAGCUCCUUUUUGGCAAGCCGCGCCCUGAUUUGCUUGACCGCUGCCAGCCCGACCUUUCCCGGCUCCAACGUGCCGUGGUCGGCGGCUAUGGCCAGGACAUCUCGCCCCGCUGGGUGCUUGUCAGUUCCGACAUCUGCUCGCAGACUGACAUGGACAUCCUCAACGAUGGCUUCAAGAGUUUUCCGAGCGGCCAUGCCUCCUUCGCCUGGUCCGGUCUCCUCUACCUCUUCCUCUUCCUCUGUUCCAAGUUCGCCAUAGCCAUCCCCUUCCUCCCGCCGCGCCCCUACUCCUCCGACCCCAACCACACCGCCCUUGAGCGCGAGCAACGUCUCUCCUUCCCCCUGUCACUCCACCGCCGUAACAGCAACAAGCCCUCCCAAACCGGCACUGGCAGCACGCUCGACACCAACACCGAAGGCGGUCUCGUCGUCCCCAUCCGCAACCAAGCCGCGGCGCCGCCGACCUGGGUGCUCGUACUGGCGCUAGUUCCGCUGGGCGCCGCCAUCUACAUCACCGCCUCGCGCUUCUUCGACUUCCGCCACCACGGCUUCGACCUCAUCGUCGGCUCCACCAUUGGUAUCGUCUGCGCCUGGUUCUCCUUCCGUUGGUACCACCUGCCCAUCCGUCAGGGCGCCGGCUGGGCUUGGGGCGCCCGCUCCAGGGAUCGCGCCUUCUUCAUCGGCCUGGGCAUGGGCAGCUACGUUGGAACCGAGGGCUGGGGCAGCGCGAAAGACGAUGACAAGCGGGACGAUGGACCCGCCCUGGAUUUGGAACAGGGUGGUGGUGGCAGUGGCGGUGCUGCGGACAUGACGAGGGUGAAUGGGCCAGGAUUGGAUGGACAGAGGGAUAGUGGGGUAUCGGAUGCGUAA
Diplodia corticola is the source of this 1263-nucleotide messenger RNA. RefSeq names its product pap2 domain-containing protein. NCBI's taxonomy places the organism in Eukaryota, Fungi, Ascomycota, Dothideomycetes, Botryosphaeriales, Botryosphaeriaceae. The transcript has 4 exons. Gene Ontology annotation, molecular function: phosphatidate phosphatase activity. The record is from RefSeq and is a predicted model, not a curated record. The coding region runs from base 1 to 1263 and encodes 420 amino acids. Gene Ontology annotation, biological process: phospholipid metabolic process.